This is a messenger RNA of Habropoda laboriosa, 5352 nucleotides long. RefSeq names its product chromosome-associated kinesin KIF4-like. Gene Ontology annotation, molecular function: zinc ion binding; microtubule motor activity; microtubule binding. Gene Ontology annotation, cellular component: nucleus. Lineage: Eukaryota; Metazoa; Arthropoda; Insecta; Hymenoptera; Apidae. The annotation marks the transcript as partial. The transcript is spliced from 15 exons. The record is from RefSeq and is a predicted model, not a curated record. Gene Ontology annotation, biological process: mitotic spindle organization; microtubule-based movement.
AUGACUCCCAUUCGCUAUCGCUACAAUGUUACUAUACUAGCUUAUGGCCAAACAGGAAGUGGUAAAACCCACUCAAUGGGUACAAAUUAUGUAGAAGAAGAAGAUAUGGGUGUUAUACCACGAGCAGUAUAUGAUAUAUUUAAUAUGAUUUCAUUAAAGGAUGAUUGGAGUUUUAAAAUUACAAUUUCAUUUAUAGAACUUUAUCAAGAACAAUUAUAUGAUUUAUUGGUUGAUAAACAGCGAAGUGCAUCUAUUGUUGAUAUUAGAGAUGAUGGAAAAAACAUAAAAGUUGCUGGGGUUGUUGAAAAAGAAGUUACAAAUGCAGUAGAAACAUUAUACUGCUUAACACAAGGAUCUUUACGUCGUGCAACAGGUGCUACAGCAAUGAAUGCACACAGUAGUAGGAGUCAUGCAAUAUUUACUUUAUGCAUAUAUCAACAAAAAAAAGGUGAUCCCAAUACAGCAACAACAUCAAAAUUUCAUCUAGUAGACUUAGCUGGAUCGGAACGUAGUAAGAAAACACAAGCAACUGGUGAAAGAUUUAAGGAAGGAGUUAACAUAAACAAAGGUUUAUUAGCAUUAGGAAAUGUUAUAUCUCAAUUAGGAGAAGGUGGUUCUAUGUCCUAUGUUGGAUAUCGAGAUAGCAAACUUACAAGAUUGUUGCAAGAUUCUCUUGGUGGUAAUUCUAUGACACUGAUGAUAGCAUGUGUUAGUCCAGCAGAUUACAAUUUAGAUGAAACAUUAAGUACAUUAAGAUAUGCAGACAGAGCACGUAAAAUAAAAAAUAAACCUAUGGUAAAUCAAGAUCCAAAGAUAUCGGAAAUAAAUAGAUUGAACAAGUUAAUACAAGAAUUGAAACUUACUUUGGUGGAUCAAGAUCUUAGGACAUCUUGUCCAAUUGAACAUCGAGAACUUGAAGUAAAGAAUCAAUCUUUGCAAAAGAAGAUAAGGGACCUGACCGAAAAAUUAAAUAAUAAUUUAAUUGAAACUGUACUUAUGCAUGAAAGGGCGGAACUAGCUGAACAAGCUAGAGAGAAAAUUCAAGCCGAUAUGGCGAAAAUAUUAGAAGAAUUUAAAGAACUCUUAGGUGUCUUUGAUAAAAAUUCUGAAAAACAUAAUGAGUACUAUACAAAGUUAGAAGCUUUAUACUUAAAAAUUCUUAAUAUUCAAAACGAUCAGAAGAAAACAUCAGAAGAACUUAUAAAUUGUGAAAUAUCAUCUGAAAAUGCAAAACUAUUCACAACUAGUGAUACAGAGGAAUCAGAACAUGCGUCUAUAGAUGAAUGUUCUGAAAAUCCAGAUAGUCUAGACGAUUUUGAUGAAAAACAUGAAGAACAUACCUUACUUCAAGUUAAAAGGAACAAUGAAGUACAAAAUAUCAAUAAGGAACUCGCUAUUAAGGAAAGUCUUAUAUGUCAACUCUUAAAGAAUUCAUCUCAAAUAAUUGAUUAUUCAAAAGAGAUACAAGAAAUGGAGCAAGAGAUAAAACGACUUCAAUCGGAAAGGGAAGAGCUUUUACAAGCGGUACAAAAUGUUCAAGCGAGUAAUGCUAGUUCAAAGCUUGCAGAAAGUAGACGGAAAAAGGUACAAGAACUGGAAAAGAAAAUAACGGAAUUAAGACGUAAAGUAACAGAGCAAGAUAAAAUAGUUAAAAUGAAAGAGAAACAAGAUCAACAAAUAAAAAAUCUAUCAAACGAAAUGCAAUUAUUGAAACAAACUAGGGUUAAAUUAAUUAGACAAAUGCGCAAUGAAUACGAUAAGUUUACAAAAUGGAAGGAAUCUAAGGAAAAGGAAGUAAAUAGAUUAAAGGAUCAAAAUAGAAAACAAAUAAACGAAGUAUCGCGUCUAAAAAUGUGGCAUAGUAAACAAGAAACCAUGUUUAAGAGAAAAAUGGCAGAAGCUUUUGCUGUCAACAAAAGAUUGAAAGAAGCUCUUGAUUUACAAAAAAGAUCAACAAUGAGGAAAGAAAAAAUGAAUAAUAAUGUUGAUAAAAUUCGAAGUUGGUUGACUCAAGAAGUAGAAAUAUUAGUAAGCACUGUUGAUGCAGAAUAUUCUCUCGAAAAAUUAAUGCAAGAUAGAGCUUCAUUGACAUGUAUGCUAGAAAAAUUUCGAAACAAUGAUGAUGCAAAUGAGAACAAAAUUGCUGAACUUAUGGAAUUUUUAGAUUUACGUAAUGCUCAAAUUACGGAUCUCCAGCAAAAAAUAGUUGAAUCGGACCAAGAAAGUAGAACAUAUACAAGGUGGCAGAAAAUGCACACAAUGGAUGAUGCAAGAUCUGCUCUUAAAAUAUUAUUUAAGCACAUUGCAGAAGAUAGAAGAAAACAAUGUGUAAAAGAAUCCGCGUACAAUGAACUUCUGGAGAAAUAUGAAUUAUUACAAGCACAAUUGGAAGAGUAUCGCGCAAAAGAGAAAGAAAGACGCAUGUCGAAGCAACUUGCAAUAAAUAACACAUGCAGUGUUAAAAAAUAUGAAACUGAAGAAAACAUUAAGCUGAAGGAAGAUUUGAAGUCUUAUCAAGAAGAAUGCCAACAGCUGGAGAAAAUAGUUUUGAAAAAGACCAACAACAGCCAAAAUAAAUUAAAAUCAAAAGUUUCUGAAAGGGUAACGAGAGAAGAUGAAUGCCCUCCAACAGACGACAGUAUUAUUACAGAUGAUGAUGUCGAAAAAGAUCCGGAUUGGACAAACACGCCACUUUAUAAUCGUAUUCAAAAACUUUUGAAUGCAACAAAAAAUUAUUCACUUGAUCGCAGAACAACGAAACGAACAUCUGAUGGAGAUAUAAAAUGUGGUUGUAAAACGAAGUGUUCGACACGCGUUUGUACAUGUCGUAAAAAUAAAACUAUAUGUAGUAACUGUAGUUGUAAUCCAGAAAUUUGCCAAAACAAAGAUUUAAAGAACUUGAAUCGUACAUUAUUUUUGGAUUAUAAAGAGGAAGAUCAAGAAAACGAUGAAUCUAUAAAAAAGCCGAGAGAUUCAAUUAUGGAUACAUUGAAGGAUACAUUGAUAUGUCGUUUAUGUGGUGUAAAUUUUGCAGAAGGAAAAUGUAAAAGCAUAUUCGAAGGAUCAGCUGAUUUAAUACAUAAAAUAAAGGAAAUAUUGCCAAUUUCAAUAUCUAUAAAUGAUAAUGGUUCAAAGUGCAUAUGCUUAUCGUGUUAUGACAAAAUCAUUCUUUAUUACAAAUUUAUACAAGAAGUUGUGGAAUAUUCUAAAGAAUUAGAAAAUACAUCACAAGUAAAAUGUUUCUUUGAUACAUAUACAUCUAAAGAAGUAACAAACUUUUCACAAAUUCAUAAUGAUGCUGUACAUACAUGCCCAAAUUGUAAUGUAGAUUUAAUGAUCUUAUUAGUCAGUAAUCCACAAGGCUCUAUAGAAGACAUUGAAAAUAUAUCUAAUCAAGUAAGUCUUACAUUACCUGUAUUAAAACAAGAAGAAAAUUUUAAUUAUAUUGAUACAUUGUCUGAGAAAGAAAACCCAGAAAUUAAAAUACACAAAAAAUUAGAAGGAAAGUUCAAUGAAUCUAAUUCUUAUGACUCUUCUGUUCAUUUAUCAAAAAUAUCAAAACUGAAAGAAAUAUUGUAUGUGUCUAAUGAGAAUUUAUUGAACUAUGAUUAUGAUUCUACAGAUCCAUUAGUAAAAAAUGAAGCUGAAAGUGAUAACACUUGUUGGCUAGACAGUGAGACUGAUUGUAAAAGUGAAAAGGACACAUAUAUAAUUGAAUCACAAAAUAUUAUACCUGAAAAAAAUGAUGCUCAAGAAGAAAGUGAUGUAUAUAGAUCUUGUUUAAAAUAUGUGUGUAAAUUAUGUGGGGUACGCUAUCUUUCACAUUUGAAAUAUGAAUUUCAUAUGGAAAGACACAAAUUAGAUAAAAUACAUAAAUAUGAGUGUACAAUAUGUGAUAAAGAAACAAGUAGUGAAAAUUUAUUGUGGGAUCAUUAUUUUCACACACAUAAAAGUUUACAGCGUUAUAUUUGUACAGAAUGUGGAAAAUUGUUUACAAAACGAUCUAGAUUAAAUGGUCACCAAAAAAAUUAUAAGCACUUUGGUAUAAAACAAAUACAAAUUAGUACUAGUGAAGGUAUUAGUGAAGAUGUUAUACAAAAGGCUAUAGUAACAACAAAACAAGAAAGAAUUUCUGUAAACUGUAAUCUCUGUGGUAAACUGAUUUCAGACUUAGAUCCAGAUGCUAUUAAUGACUUAGUUACAUGUACUACCUGUGAAUAUUCUACACUUUCUUUAAUGGUAGAUGGAAAUGAAACAAAAGUAAUCUCUCCACGUCAGUACCAUUGCUCUAAAUGUCCAAAACAUUUUGUACGAAAAGAAAGAUUAGAAUUUCAUGAAAUGAGGCAUAAUGAAAAUAUGAAUGAAUUUAUUUGUAGUACUUGUGGAAAAGAUUUUAGGGCGGAAAAUUCUUUGUACGAGCAUUACCUUUUUGUUCAUAAAGGAGCAAGACCUCACAUUUGUGAAUUAUGUGGUAAAUCAUUUCAGUUGAAAGCUAGAUUAAAAGAACAUCAUCGAAUUCAUACAGGUGAAAGACCAUAUCAAUGUGAUAUUUGUGGUCAACGAUGUAGAACUACUAAUGCUUUAAAACUUCAUAGAAAAAUCCACUUUUCUCAUAAUAGAUAUACUUGUAAUGUAUGUAAUAAGUCAUUUAGUAAAAAACAGAAUAUGAAUGAACAUUUAGAAAAACAUUGGAAAAAUGAUAAAAGUGUAACAUUACCGCAAUUAUUUACAUGUCCUAUUUGUUUAGAAGACUUUCCAACAUAUCGUAUGUUGAAAUAUCAUAUGAUAGAAGUUCAUGAAGUAAAUAAUCAGGAUCCAAUUCUGACUAAACAAAAACCAUGGUAUGAGUGUGCAGAAUGUCAUGAAAAAUUUAAACAUCAAAUGUCUUUAAAAGCACAUAAAGAGAGAGCACAUGAAGGAAGAGUAGAUCCAAUUUAUCAGUGUGACAUAUGUAAUGCUACAUAUAGAGUAAAACAACUUCUAGUUAAUCACAUUAAGAGCAAACAUAAUGGUGAAAGACGUUAUAAAUGUGCACAAUGUGAAAAAGGAUUUAAUGACACCAAGUCUUUAUACAAUCAUGUAUUAUUACAUACUGGUAAAAAACCAUUUGUUUGUGAAUAUUGUAACAUGAGUUUCAGAAGAAAAGAUUCUAGAGAUCAUCAUCGCAGGAAACAUACAGGUGAGCAACCUUAUCAAUGCCCAGAUUGUGGUGAAUCAUUUUCUACUUACAAUAAUCGAUCUAAACAUCGCAAACGAGAACAUGGAGAAGGAGAUCCUGAGUGUCCUGAAUGUGGUGAAAGAUGUAGCAAUCAACAAGAAAUUAGAAUACAUUUAAAUAAACAUCUUGGAGAA